Molecule: messenger RNA, 3483 nt
Organism: Myzus persicae (green peach aphid)
Lineage: Eukaryota; Metazoa; Arthropoda; Insecta; Hemiptera; Aphididae
Product: zinc finger protein 521-like
Exons: 11
Coding region: 737-3241 (834 amino acids)
Biological process (GO): regulation of transcription by RNA polymerase II
Cellular component (GO): nucleus
Molecular function (GO): DNA-binding transcription factor activity, RNA polymerase II-specific; RNA polymerase II transcription regulatory region sequence-specific DNA binding
Source: RefSeq, a predicted model, not a curated record
UGGCCCGACGUUGUCCGGACCGGAAGUGUUCUCUAAUACGCCACACGCGCUCAACACGCACGCACGACCGCGGCGCGUAAAUACAAUACACGUACAUUAUGCAUAUAAUAUAUGUAUAUUCGUAAGUGGUAUAAGUGCGUAUACACUGUGGAAAUUCGAAUUGGAAAUCGCACGAGGUAUAGGUUGUCGGGUAUGAAAAAAAAUUAAUUAAAAAGUAUAAAAAUAUUUUUGACCGCUGCGGUGAAAGUGCGGGAAUAUUAAUAAUUAAAUAAUAUAAUAUCUAUUAUCCGUCCGCGGUAUAUUUAGGUACGAUAUCAUUCAACCAGUGCGUACAAGUGUCUAAGGGAUUACAAAAUUAUAACACACGUGCCGUGCUCUUUUUUCACCCCACAAGAGUGGUGACCGUUUCCGUAAACGCGCGUGCGGCGGCGGCGGAAACGUCUGGCGCUGCAGCUCCUCCGAUCGUCGGACUCGCACUCGUAUAUAUUAGACCACUCGUAGUGGUCUCGCCGCUACCGUCGGUCGGUCGGAAGGAUCGCGUGAUCGCGUUUACAUCGGCGGGUGCGGCGAGGGACUUGUGUGCGAAAACGAAAAACAAACAACUAUGAGUAAUCAAGGAGCGGAAAGACGAGAGAGAUAAAGGGCGAGAGAGCGAAAUAGUGGUGUGCGUGUGUGAGAGAGAGAGAGAGAUAAAAAGACGCGAACUCCACGCGACCAGCCGAGAAUCGUGCCCAUCAUGUCCAGGAGGAAACAGGCUACACCUCGUUCGCUCAGACAUGGAAAUCUUGACGCAGAAGACGUAUUCGACGACGAAGACCUCAUGCCGCCAUUAUCUCCUACAGGGUCUGGAAGUACGAAAAGUGACGAAGACGAAGGAGAUGAGGACGACGAGGAAGAGUGCACUGUUGAUGAUGACGAUGACGAUGACGAUGAAGACGACUUACAGUCGGUCAGUUCUACCGAGGGAUCAAACCACAGUCUGCUUUCGGAAGCACUGAGUGGCGCGGGCGAGGCGAGCACCGAAGAGGCAGCUUCGUCGUGGAGCUCGGCCGUGUCAGAGGACCACACGUCGCCGGACAGCUGCGCCACGAGCAACAGCCGGCCCGGUUCGACCGUCGACCACCGACGCGAUCGCCACAGCCGUCCGCCGUCGUACGCCACGGCCGGCGCCGCUGCCGCCGCCGCCGUCGCCGCUGUUACGGCCUCAGCGAACUCCACCGAUGCCAACCCGUAUGCAUGCCAAUACUGCGACAAGACGUUUCCCCGGGGAAGCUAUCUGAAAAAACACGAACAGACUCAUGGAGAAUCAAUGCCGUUCAAGUGUCAAUUCUGCCGGAGGCUGUUCAAACACAAGCGCAGCCGAGACCGGCACGUGAAAUUACACACGGGGGACAAGAAGUACAAGUGUACUCAAUGUGACCAUGCUUUUUCAAGGAGCGAUCACUUGAAGAUCCACAUGAAAACGCACGACAAUCAAAAACCGUUCCAGUGUACGGUUUGCAACAGAGGUUACAGCACGGCGGCCGCGCUCACGUCGCACAUGCAGAACCAUCACAAACGGGCUGCGGAACGGGCCAAUUCACCACAGAUAUCCGGUCCCUCGUACAAAUGCCUCCAGUGCACCCAGAUAUUCCGCAAACCCGACGAGCUUCAGAAUCACACUGCGACGCAUCAUCUCGGGGAGCAACUUUCGUCCAACUCCCGGAGCUCGAAACGUUCGACACCACCGAAAACGCCGAACCAAUACAUUUGCAUGUACUGCACCAAAGAAGUGUCUAGUAUGGACGCCCUACAACAACACUUCCAGACCAAGCAUUCUGCGAUCGUCAACGGCAAGCCGCAAGAGGACAUCUUCUCGGCCGUACCACCGGCGGCCGCGUUCCCGUGGCUCAACUUUGCUGACUCGCCGGCCCUAGCACUGCCUCCGUACUCGUGCCGGUUGUGCAUGAGCCAAUUCCCGUCCGUCACUUCGUUACAAAAACACUUUACGACCGCCCACUAUCUGAAUUCCGUCCUCAACAACAACAUACAGAACAACAAUAACAACAACAGCAACAGCAACAACAACAACACCAACGGCUGCAAAAGUGGUGGCGGCGGCGGCGUGGUGCCAAUGUUCAACUGGCCGGCAAUGGUUGGCGCGAACGGAUACCAUCAACCGCAACUCCGACACUCGACGUCGGGUGGCGGUGGCAGUGGUUUCUUGCUCGAGGAAACCGUUCAGACGGGUCCCACAGACUUGUCACUGUCGUCAUCCAAGCACGGUGGGGGCAAGCACCAUCACACGUCGUCGGGCAAGCACAAGUCGGCGGACGACCAGCGGAACCAUGCGACCAGCAAAAAGUCCCGUUCGUCGCCCGGCCACGACCCUUCUGCGGCCGAUCAGCAACGUCACAUAAAACAGGAACGCAUCGGCGGCCACAACACGUACGACAGCAAACACUUGCAGCAACCUCGGCCAACCGCGGCUCGUCCGUCUUCCCAGUUAGGCAUCUCCAACCACAACAACAACAAUAUCAACAACAAUAAUAACAACAACAGCAUUCACGUCGACAACAACAAGAUCCAAUUGCCGUGUCCGCAUUGUCAUCUGACGUUUUCGCUCUUCGAAGACUACCAGCAGCACGUCAUCGGCCACUUCUUGAUGGCCGCAGCCGAGUACUCGUGCCAGGAGUGUUCCACUUCAUUCGCCACGUCCGAACACGUCCAGAAACACCUUAUGGAAACGCACGCUCAGAACUUUUACCGGUGUAUGCUGUGCAAAGAAGUGUUUCCGACCAAGUCAGCGCUCAAAGUUCACUUUAGCAUGAAUCACGGCAGCGAACACCGCAUGUUCCGCUGCAACAACUGCACGGGCCUGUCUCGACCGCUGUUCCAGACGGAAAUCGAGUUCAUCGAUCAUCUGCGCAACACCCAUUACUCCGCGAGGUCGCCACCGCCGGUCCAAGCGAACCUGAUGUUGAGGUGCUUAGUUUGCCACGCCACGUUCAACACGCAGUCCGACAUGGAACAACAUUUAGCUAGUCACUCCAAACAGUUCCAAUGCCAAUUCUGUUCGGAAGCGUUCCACAUCGAGUUCUUGUUGGACAGGCAUAUACAAACCCAUCACAGUUCGAGCAUCCUGAGUCACCUCAACCGGAACCACAGGGAAUCGCCGAGUUCCAUGUGCACGUCGCCCACGUACAUUUCCAGGGUGGCGGACGGCAGUAAGCAUUCGACCGAAAACGGGACGAACGCUUGAGAUAUAUGCGAGAAAACCGAUUUUCGAAACGAACUGGACCUGAUGGCUCACAAGAGGACGAUGCACCAGGUGAAGCCAACAAACCUUUCGACAAAAGUGAGCUUGCAUUGCGCUUAUUGCAACGAAAACUGCAAAUCGAGAACAGAGCUGGAGAACCACAUGAAGACGCAUUCUCAACACGGUUCUAAUGUCGGAAAGCACAAGUGCAACAUUUGUGACGAAAUCUAUCAGUCCGCAAUCAG